AUGACGGCGUUGUCCACACAGAUGACGGCCGUUAACGGCGGCAGGGCUCUCCGAUCAGAUGCUUUGCCCAUCGGACGCGACCAUGCGGACGGCGGCCAAUCUGGCGCCGGUAUAGCUUCAUUUGUCGCAUCUUCCAGCAGCAAUGGCGAGGAUUUCUCGGUUUCGUUGCGAGGGUUGAUGUUUAGGUUGGCUUCCGGGCCUAGCAAAAGAGGCCCCGGCCAUUAG
Messenger RNA from Linum tenue, 225 nucleotides. The record is from the annotation of a GenBank genome assembly. Lineage: Eukaryota; Viridiplantae; Streptophyta; Magnoliopsida; Malpighiales; Linaceae.